CCAAACGGUGGUUCUCAACAUGUCGUAGAGCGUGUCUGAGGCGCGUCUUUCGCUUCCUCCUCUCCUCAGGCCAGCAGCUCCAGUAGGCUCGAGGCCAAUGCGGACAUGGCUGUUAAGACUUCUUUUUUUUAACAUCAAUUUCGUUUUGAACUCUCAUUUAAUUAAUCGGACCGAUCGUGACCGAUCGUCGUUUUUAUCUUUACUGUACGACUUCAGGCUUCAUCGAAAAUGCACUUUGAAUUGUAUUGGAAUUUUCCAAAACAUUUUGCGUCCUAUGUUUUGGAGCCGACUUCUCCUCCAUCUGCUACCCGGACACGCGUAAAAGUUUGAUGUUUUUUUUAAAGAGAAAGAAGGGAAGAAGAAUGGCAUCCAAUGAUCGGCUAUUAGAGCUAUGGAUGUUGUACCACACGAAGGUGAGUAACAGUGCGGAAGAGCUGACGGUGACACCUGUUGUGGCGCUGGGGUUGUUAUCCUGAAGUUGGAGAGAUACGAUGUAUGGUUUGUUUGUACACCAAACCAUCAUCGUUGUGUCAGUGUAGCCUACUUAAGUCAUGAACUCCCCAAGUAAAUCAUAAUUCUCUAUCGAUGAAGGCCUACCUGCACAUGCAGGAAUUAUGCUACAUCAAGAGCAGGCUCUGUAUGUUAAAGGUUUGGAAGUAUCCCGGCGCUGCUCCUGUGGUCUGUCUGUCUGUCUGUCUGUCUGUCUGUCUGUCUGUCUGUCUGCAGGCCGACCAGCAGAUAGACAGACAGACAGUCCCAUGCUGCUCCUGUGGUCUGUCUGUCUGUCUGUCUGUCUGAAGGCUGACCAGCAGACAGACAGUCCCCAUGCUGCUUCUGCUGACCGACAGACAGACAGACCCCAGGAGCAGCUUGGGGACUCUCUGUCUGUAUGUCUGUCUCUCUGCAGCAGGCUCUCGUUACCUGCAGGGCAGGUGUUGUUACUAUAGCUGCCAUUACUUCCUGGAUGUGAGAUUCCGCAUUUUAAACAUAUUGCCUGCUCCCACCAGUCGAUAUUUAUUGCUACUAUUGUCAUAUAUAGUAAUGUGUAAAGACCAUUGACGUAAGUCUUUUGGGGAGUUAUUCGUGUAUAUAUUUUUAAACUCUGUAGCCUAUUUAUUUGUAUUCGACAUGUGUCAACCGAUCUGUGUGGGACCGAGACAUUCGGGGUCUCAUCAUUAUCAUGAUGAUAGUAGCCUACCCCGGGUUUUCUCAUUGGGCUUGUGUCGACGAUACAAAUUCCUCUUUAUAACGACAAAACGUAAACUGAAGAUACGUAGCCUAAUUGUUCUGUCUCUUUGGAAGACGAAAGCUGAUCAUAAGUGAUUAGCUGUGGGUGUCAGAGUUGUUAACUCCUUGGUCCAAAUCUAAUGAUGAGAGAAGGGAUGGGCCGAUUUCCGAGUCACAGAAUGAUAAAUAACUAAGCAUAUUUUUCGAGGUCGCAAUAUGCUUCCAACCCCUCGGGUCAAAGGAAAUUGCUUGGUGUGCUCUGCCUAUGAAGUUAUUUGUUCAGUUGCAUCGGGUUAUGGGUUUUUGCAAUUUUGAUUUUCUUUACCUCAGCGGAACACACACAUCUAAAAAGGUCUUCAUAAACCUGUUCUCCCGAACCUCUCACUUUAAAACAAAAGGCCCUUCUGACUGUUUUGUAGGGUGUGGAAUAAUUGCAAAACCUUCAAAGAAGUUGUCAAGCAGUCUGCAUUGUUCCAUUGUGGGUGUGUGUACAUGUGGUGCAUCAGAUGGGCGAGGUGGACCUCCUCGCCCAUUGGGCUUUAUGAAGUUGUCUAUACAACCAUUUGUUUUUCUCUUCAUCCAUCAACUCCAACAUGGGCUUGCCCUAAAUAUUGUGACAUGGGCAAGAUAUUUCUCACUAUACAGGGUAUACUGGCUUUAAUAUUUUGUUUUGAAGCUGCAUUUAUUUUUGUAGUUACCUUUUUUCAAACAUAAAUAAAAUUAACAGAGUGAAUCAUUCUGAAGUAAUUAUGCCAUUUUGGCAAGAAGAAAUAUAUUAUUUUUUACCUAAUGUGAUCUAAUUUCACAUUUAGAGUACCACAUUAUAAGUCUUGAUGUGGACUCAUCUUCUACUACAGAGUGCUGUACAGUCAUCACAUGCCUUCAGGUUAGUCAUGCAAACAUUGACUAUUCCUUGGCUGCAAAUCAAUGAACCCAAAUAAUCCCGAAUGGGUUAAUAAUAGCCACACGUUGUUACGUUUUGCUCUCAAUAAUCCCUUCGUAUUGGCAACGGUCUGGAACAGGCAUCUUGUUUUGAGUCAUAAACAAACACAUCUGAGACUAAAUGCGUGAUCUGCAAGACCUCUGAUACUGCUAAUAUGUCAUUUUGUGUCUCAUAUGAUCUCUCACUUUGAAUGCAAACCAUCACACUGUGCAGUAUUGAUUAAUUUGUAUUAUCAUGUAUUAAAAAAAAAAUUCUGUCACAUAUCUUCCAAUACUGAUGGGGCUGCAAGUUACUACAUGCUUACAUACACAGCAUGGGGUAUCCUACAUGAGAUAGUACAGUAUCCUACAUCCGAUGGUACAUAAGGUAGCCUACAUCAGAUGGUACAUAGGGUAGCCUACAUCAGAUAGUACAUAGGGUAGAUAAGCGACAUCAGAUAGUACAGUAUCCUACAUCCGAUGGUACAUAAGGUAGCCUACAUCAGAUAUUACAGAGGGUGGCCUACAUCAGAAAGUACAUAGGAUGGCCUACAUCAGAUAGUACAUAGGGUGGCCUACAUCAGAUAUUACAUAGGGUAGAUAGCCUACAUCGGAUGUUACAUAGGGUAGAUGGCCUACACUAGAUAGUACAUAGGCUAGAUUGCCUAUAUCAGAUAGUAAAUAGGGCAGAUAACCGACAUCAGAUAGUACAUAGGGUAGAUAGCCUACAUCAGAUAGUACAGUAUCCUACAUCCGAUGGUACAUAAGGUAGCCUACAUCAGAUGGUACAUAGGGUAGCCUACAUCAGAUAGUACAUAGGGUAGAUAGCCUACAUCAGAUAGUACAGUAUCCUACAUCCGAUGGUACAUAAGGUAGCCUACAUCAGAUGGUACAUAGGGUAGCCUACAUCAGAUAGUACAUAGGGUAGAUAGCCGACAUCAGAUAGUACAGUAUCCUACAUCCGAUGGUACAUAAGGUAGCCUACAUCAGAUAUUACAGAGGGUGGCCUACACCAGAUAGUACAUGGAGUAUCCUACAUCAGAGAGUAAAUGACAACAUGGAUACGGAAUUGGACCUCAUUUCAUUGAUUUCUAUGUGUUCCAGUUGGUGCUGCAUCUUGCAAUCGUUCAGAUUUUUUGCAACCAAAAAAAAGCCAAACUUGCACAGGCUUGACACUGAUAAAGGAGCUCUGUCUCCCCUGAGUGUGCAAUAAAUCACACACCCUUUACAUGAUUUUGGAUGAGUCUAUUUUCUCAUAAACACAAUGAAGACUAAGAAGGAGAACAUAUUUUACACUACAUCAUAAUAUAGAAAGAAUCACUUAAUAUGGAAAUCCAUGCAACAAUCUUGUACACACUGAGCUGAGUUGUGCUAUUUUGCAGCCAAGUGUGAAACUAAUGCUGAAAAUAGUAGACACAGUACGGCCAACACCAGCCUCAAGCAGAUUAUUUUAAGGCAAGGCUUUUGGAAGAGACAGCUAUAGCUAUACAACAUAGGUUUCAUGGGAUAUUCAGUUCAAAUGAAAUUGAUCCAAAUACUUGUACUUAUUAUUUGCCAAAGCAUUUAAGUAUUAUCUUGACCAAGUUUUCCUCAAGUAGACAGUAUUAAAAAAUAUUUUGAACCAUAUAGAAAGGAUAGACAUGGUAGCUGUGGCUCAUAUUUCUGUGGCUCAUAUUUCAUAUUUCUGUAAGGCACAAACAUGUUUGUGCCUUACAUUCAGGUACAGACAUUUCCAGUAGCACCUACAUCACCUCAUCAGGGAGAAUUCACUCACUGGUCCUAUCCUGUCAAGGUUUCCACAAGUUGAAUGGACCUACAUGAAAAGAGAACUUGUUUUACUACCCUUGCCUCAAGGUUUCAUAAAGCAGCCAGUGAUACAAGUAAAUGUUUUCUGUAGAAUGACAGUGCUAUUGUGAAAACAUGUCCGUCUGUAUUUCUACUGGCAGACCUGUUCUGUUAAUAGUAAUUCCAGUAUCAUCAGUACUGUAUCCACGAAGGCAAAGGGGCCCGGAAUAACAUGAAUUUCCACCGCCCCAAGCCCCUCCCUGUAACCCAAACUCAAACUACUGUCUCUGUUGCGUGAAGCAUGAGUGAAGUAAAAUAAAUAAAUAUACAAAAGAAUAAAACGAAUAAACCCCCUUUCCUGUUAAUGAAGGGUCAGGAGUGUCAUCCUGCCACAGUGGGGCUGCUAUUAUUGUGUAGUAAGAUGCUGAAAAUUGCUGUAAUUUAGGCUUAUAGUACAGAGAUGGACACGGGGACAAUUGCGCUGCAACGUGAUCAACGCAGAUGUAAAACCUCCUUCCACAGCAGUGCCAUUGCUUUGAAAUCCUUUCAUGCUACCAUCAUGACACAUGCUUCUAAACUGAACUUAUGCAAUAUUAUUCCUGGUUCUUCUGCUGCAGAAAUUCAAAAAUAAUGAUUAUUUGAAAUAAACAAACAGUGAACAGAGCAAUUCUACAUAGCCCUAAUCUCCCCUGUCUACCAACAGAGCGGCCGACCAGGAAGCUGAAAGUGCUCUUUGUGUUCACUGGUACAGGAAGCUGGAGUGAAGCAGAAUGCCAAGCAGUAGAGAACAGCACAGCUGCACGGCUCAUCACGGCAUGGCUGGAGAGAGUAGGGAUUACCAAACUAGACAAACCUAUUGAUUAAAAGAAACAACGCAACAGAUGUACAUUUGUGUGCACUAUUUUGUUUUUGUUUUUUAUACAAUCGAAUUAUGAUUUUUUGUAUUAUCCUAGUGAAAAGCUGAUUUAAAACGUUCAGUCUGCAGUAUUUAUAAUAGGCAAGGAUAUGUUGGGGAAUGAGAAGGGUCAGGUCUGACCUUGUUAUAGCUCAUAGUAUACCGUAUCAUAGUACACAGUAUCGAAGUAUACCGUAUCGUAGUACACAGUAUCGAAGUGUACCGUAUCAUAGUAUACCGUAUCGUCGUAUACCUCAUAGUAUUAUUGUAUCGUAGUAUACUUAUCAUAUACGUAUACCGUAUACCGUAUAUGCAUCGUAGUAUACCGUAUCAUACCGUAUCGUGGUAUACGCAUCAUAGUAUACCUCAUAGUGUAUCAUACUAUGCCGUUUCGUAGUACACGUAUCAUAGUAUACCAUAUCAUAGUAUGCCGCAAAAGUAUCAUAGCAUACGGUAUAGUAGUAUACGGUAUCAUAGUAUACGGUAUCGUAGUAAACCGUAACAAAUUAUACUGUAUCAUAGUAUACCGUAUCGUAGUAUAUCGUAUCAUUGUGUAUUGUAGUAUACCGUAUCAUAGUAUACCUCUUAUUAUACUACAUCAUAGUAUACCUCAUAGUAGACCAUAUCAUAGUAUACUAUAUCGUAGUAUACAGUAUCAUAGUAUACCUCAUAGUAUACGUCUUAUAGUAUACGUAUCAUGGUAUACCUUAUUAGAAAAUACCUUGUAGUAUACCGUAUCGUAGUAUACGUGAUACGUAUCAUAGUAUGCCUCAUAGUAUACCGUAUCAUAGCAUACCUCAUUAUACCGUAUUGUAGUAUAUGUAUAAUAGUAUAUGGUAUCGUAGUAUACAGUAUCAUAGUAUACCUUAUAGUAUAUGCAUCAUGGUAUACGUAUCAUAUUAUUACGUAUCAGAAAAUACCUCAUAGUAUAACUUAUCAUAGUAUACCUCAUAGUAUACCGUAUCAUAGUAUACCUCAUAGUAUACGUCUUAUAGUAUACGUAUCAUAGUAUACCGUAUCAGAAAAUACCUCAUAGUAUACCGUAUCGUAGUAUACGUACAUAGUAUACCUCAGGCUCAUAGUAUGCAUUAUAAUAGUAUACCAUAUCAUAGUUUACCUCGUAGUAUACGUAUCGUAGUAUAUGGUAUUGUAGCAUACCGUAUUAAAGAACACCUCAUAGUAUACGUAUCAUAGUAUACCAUAUCAUAGUAUACCGUAUCAGAAAAUACCUCAUAGUAUACCUUAUCAUAGUAUACCUUAUCAUAGUAUACCUCAUAGCAUACCGUUUCGUAGUAUACGUCAAAGUAUACGUAUCAGAAAAUACAGUAUCAGAAAAUACCUCAUAGUAUACCAUAUCGUAGUAUACCAUAUAGUAGUAUAUGUAGGAUAGUAUGCCUCAUAGUAUACCUUAUCAUAGUAUCCCUCAUUGUAUACGGUAUCGUAGUAUACAGUAUUGUCACGAUCCUACUGUUGGGUAAUGUUAAGCUGAUGGGUAACUGGUUGUCGUGCUAAAUGUGGGAGUGGCUCCCUUGAUUGGCCUUGAUUAUGGUCACCAGAGGGAUCCAAGAUGGCGGACAGAAGCAAGAUGGUGUCUGGAUAGACAGCAUGGUGCCCAGACGUUACAUUCAUAAACCAUAAGAAUAUGCAAAGCCUAUUCACCCUCAUACAAGGACAAUGCCCGAAUUAAGGAUUCCUACGAGGAGGAACGUGACCGCCCCUUUAUCGUCUAUGUUUGUCAAGUGUUUGUGUAUGUUAUGUCAAACAAUAACUGAACGGGAUAGCUACCGUUUACCCCAACGCUUGGGCUAUCCCCCAACAAGAGAGAGAAGGACCAGAGCUCGUCAGGAACCCAGGUGAGUCACUACUCACGUGGCCGGAAGCUAGUUGCCUGCCAGCUGUGGUUUUCUACCAUUUAUGUGUCUCGACUCCUGCCUACACAGAGAGCCGUUUUCAAUAUUCCAGUGGGGUCAUGACAGUAUCAUAUCAUUGUAUACUGUAUCCUACUAUACAGUAUCAUAGUAUACCUUAUCAUAGUAUACCGUAUCAUAGUAUACAGUUUCAUAGUAUACAGUUUCAUAGUAUACCGAAUCGUAGUAAACUGCAUAAUAGUAUACGUAUCAUAGUAGGCUAUACCUCAUACUAUACAGUAUUGUAGUAUAUCGCAUCAUAGUAUAUCGUAUCUUAGUAUAUCGUAUCUUAGUAUAGCGUAUCUUAGUAUAGCGUAUCGUAGUAUAGCGUAUCAGACGUUUCCUGUCACUGAAAAUUUGACAUUUUCCCAUUAUUUGUUUUCUGUUGGCCCUAUAUAUGCGCUGAUUGUCAAAUAAUAAUUAUUAUUUCAAACUCACACAUCGUUCAUGAUGAAGAAACUACGCAAAAGAGAGAUUUUCCAACGUCUUCUAGCUCUGCAUCUUCCCCUAUGGAUUUGCCCACACCAAGGUAACAUUAAGCAACACAAUGUUAAGCAAUUUCCUAUUUUACAUUUCACACUGUUUGUCCUUCUGGAUAUGCAUGUGUAGAAUUUGAGUCAAAGCAUAACCUUAACCCAAUUCUAGUGUUAUUUGGUACAAUACCAAAUGCAAUGUGAAUAACUUUUUAUAUUUAACUAAUGUUAUUUCGGUAGCAAAAAAAAGUAGAUGUGCACUUUUCUUGGCAGUUCAAUAUAAAAUUAUUCCAUUUUGAGUAUAUGUACAUUUUAAAUUAGAAAUUGAUGUCCUCUGUCACAGUUAGUAUCAGACCAAUGAAGAGGAAGGGUGUUUCAGGGGGAUGGGUUAAAGUAUAGGAAAUAAGCUUCAGUUUAAGUGACUUUGUAUUUCCUGGUCUGUAGCUUGUGUCAGAUGCGUUGUUCUGGGUGCAGGAAAUGCAGUAUUGCUGAAGAGAUGUGCUGAGUUUGUAUGUAGCGCUCAUCGUGACCUGGUUGCAAUGACCCUGGCUCUCUGCUCUGGUUUAAACAAUGAAACAUGGACUUAUCUCCAAGUGAACAGCAGCUGAAAGAUGUGGGCUCUCUGCAACAGUGGCUGGAGGCGUUUGUGGCGUCCUUCGAGAGGCUUAUAGAUGUGCAUUCCCUGGAGCCCCGGAGGCUAGAGGAGGACAGCUCCGAGGUCCCCUUGCUGCCCAGAGAGGUCCUGGUGUUCCUCAGCACCCAGCUAUGGCACAGUGCCCUGCACCUCUCUGGGGCUGAGCAGGACAGCAGCAUCCCCCAUCCACUGCUGCUCAUCAAGUUCUUCCUCAUUGUAUGCAGGAAUAUGGAAAACAUUGAUGCUGAAAAGACACCUGGCUUUGUUUUUGAAACUAUCAAGCUUUUGAAUUACUGUUUAAACCAGCUGAAGAAGGGCGUGGGGGAGCAGGAGCCUCUGCAGGCGGUGAUGCAGUAUGGGCUGCUGCUCUGCGAGGGCCUUUUCGAUCCUUAUCAGCUGUGGAGGAGAUGCCUGGCCGGGGAGGAGGUGAGUCUGCUGGAGAGGAACAAGUACAAGUUCCGCCCUCUGGCCCUGCCCGAAGAGCUGCCCACCCUGUUCCACGAAAGCCUACAGGACAGCGAGAAGAUUCCAGAGUUCCUCACAAUCCAAUUGGUUCAUCUCCGAGGGGCUGUCCUAUGUGGGGCAAAGAGGAACGGCCUGCUCUCCAUAACGCCUCACUCCGUGGAGGAUCUGUUCUGCCUGCUGCGGGCGUGGUGCUGCUUACCUGAACCCAAGGACCCCCGGGUCGUAAGGCUGACCCUGCAGUGCCUGACAGUGGUGAUCCACAUUCUCCACUCCAGCAGCCCUGCAGAGCGGCAGGUGGAGAUCAGGAGCAUUCUGGAGGGCUACUUCACGCUGCUCAACUGGAACCGUGCGCCCGGCACCGGCCAGCAGGACGGGUCGAGCUGGGAGGACAGUCUGAUCAUCCUCCAGAGCCACAUGCUGACGGCGGUGCCUGAGAUCCUGCAGUGCUCUGACCGGCCCGCGCUGCAGGCCGUCUUCCUGAACAACAACUGCUUCGAACACAUCCUCAGGCUGGUUCAGAACAGCAAGCUCUAUCAGAGUAGCAGGCCGGAAAGUGAGCGUGUGUCUGACCUCGCCACACAUUUGCUUACAGAGGUGGAAAUGGACCAGGUGUGGGAGAGAGGAUCGGACCGCAUCACGGUCCAUGCCUUAAGUGUCCUCACAGCCAUAAUGAGUAACUCUCCCUCCGCUAAGGAGGUCUUCAAGGAGCGCAUCGGCUACUCUCAGCUGUUUGAUGUGCUGAAGAGCCAAGGUCAGCCCACCAAGAGGCUGCUGCAGGAGCUGAUGGACAUGGCCGUGGAAGGCGAGCAUGCACACGCCCAUCUCCUGGGCAUCAGCAACGACCAGCCCCUGCUGCUGCUGCUGCAGUGGCUGCCAGACCUCCAGGCCCAGCGCGACCUCCAGCUGCUGGUGGCCCAGUGGCUGGCAUCCGUGUGCGGGGGCCCCCUGUCCUGCCGCACCGUGGCCGUGGAGGCCGGUAUGGUGGGCACCCUGCUGAGGGUGCUGUCCCGGCCCCAGCGCCUGGACCGGCAGUGUGCCGACGCCCUGCUGGGGCUGCUGCAGGACCUGGGCUCCCUGUGUCUGCGGCCGGAGGAGCUGAAGAGCCUGCUGCGGCUGCUGAGGCCGGCGCGGGACCAGGAGAACGGCCCGACGGAGACGCACCCGUACUGCGGCCGCGUUAUCAGGGUGCUGGCGGCCAUGGCGGCCCGCGAGGGCUGCAGCAAUGCGCUGCAGUACUUUGAUCUCACGCCCCCUAUGGCGGGCAUCAUGGUGCCCUCCGUCCUCCGCUGGCCGGGCAGUGGCUUUGCCUUUCACGCUUGGCUGCGCCUCAAUAUGGAGUUCCCACCGCAUCACGCCUCUAGUAACCCUCCACCUGGCACUACAGCACAGAACCACAUGGGCAAAGGACCCCGCCGGAAACAGCUCUACAGUUUCUUCACAGCCAGUGGGACGGGGCUGGAGGCCUUCUUCACCAUGGAGGGCAUUCUGGUGGUGGCUGUUUGUACAAAGAAAGACUACAUGGCCGUGCCUUUACCAGAGAACCCCUUAACAGACUGCUGCUGGCAUGCGGUGGCUAUAGUCCACAUCCCCGGGCGCCGUCCUUUCGGCCAGAACUUGGUGAACAUCUACAUCGACGGCGAACUACGCAAGACCGCACCACUUCGCCUCCCCUCUCUAAACGAACCCUUCACCUCCUGCUGCAUCGGCUCCGCUGGGCACCGGACCACAACCACCACCACCUCCACGUCCCCAACCCUGCCGACGCCCUCCUCCCAUCCCCCAAGCGACUUUCCCUUCCCGGCCCACGCCCCGGCCAUCACCCGCUCCCAGUCCUUCCCGGCCACCUUCGCUGGGGGCGGGGGUCAGUGGGGGUCUCCGCGGGACUACCCGGUUUACACCAUUCCUGCGGGGCUGCAAGACACAGAGUGGGGCAGCCCCACUUCUCUGGACGGUCUGCUGGGCACCGCCUUCAUCUGCCAUGAAGCGCUGCUGGCCGGCCCAACUAAAGCCCUCUACACUGCAGGGCCAAACCAUGUGCCUUUAUUCAGAGAGGAUGGAGAAAUGUCUGAGCUGAACAGCAAGCUGCUGCUCUACUACACGCCCCAGGCCUUCAAGAGCCAGAUGUGUCUGGACCUGUCCCCCCACCAUGCCUACGAUGGCCGCCUGACGGGCCACAGGGUGGUGAACUGGGACAUCAAGGAUGUCCUGAAUGUGGUGGGGGGCAUGGGGGUGAUACUGCCCCUGCUGGAGCAGGUGUGUGAGGCGGAGCAGGCGGACUCCGGGGCCCAGGAGACUUCUGACCUGCUGGGGCCGGAGCUCACCUCGUCCAGGGGCCGCGUCGCCAUGCUGCUCCCCCUGAGCAGGUCCUCCGAGACCAGGCUAGAGAAAAACAGCGUCGCCGCCUUCCUUCUGAUGGUGAAGAAUCUGAUUCGUCACCAUCCUGUCAAUCAAGAGAGCCUGCUGCACUGCCAUGGGCCCAGCACCAUCGGAGCCAUGUUGGCCAAGGUCCCUGGGAGUGUGAUGGAUAUGAACGUCCUGCUGGCGUGUCAGCUACUGGUGGAGCAGGCCUUCAGCGAGGGCAACAGCCCCCUGCUGCACCAGUUGUACCAGUACCUGCUCUUUGACUUCAACCUCUGGUCCAGGAGCCACUUCUCUGUCUGUCUGGCCCAUGUGCAGUACCUGUCCUCGGUGAUCAAGAACGGCAAGCAGCGCAUGCAGCGCAAGUACGGCGUGCAGUACAUCCUGGACACCGUCCGGACACACUACAGCGUGGAGAAGGACGGAAGUCCUCUUGAGGAGGAGAAGCAGAGCAUCGGGACCUCCCUGAUGGCCCUGCUGACAGAGCUCCUUGGGCGUGGGGGCCCUGAGGAGCUUCGUCAGCAGGGCCUGCACAGCCUGCUGGCCUACAUCCUCUCCGCCGCGGAGGAGCAUCAGGUGGUGAGUGCGUUGGAUGUGCUGUAUGAGCUGAUCAGGGGCAGCUCGCCGCAGGAGCAGACGCAGGCGGUGCUGCUGGAGUGGGGCGUGGAGCAGCUCUACUGUCUGCUGCUCAACCCUGCCUUCGGGGACGGUGCCCGGGAGAGGGUGUUCAAGGUUCUCCACUGUCUCCUGAAGAGCGAGCGAAUCAACGACCGAUCAAAGCAGCGGCUGAAGCUGAGAGACAUAGGCUAUUGCGGCCUGGUCUGUAACAUAGGAGAGAUUCCCGUUACCCUGACCACCGUGCGCUUUCUAUACAAGCAGGUCAUGUCUACAGAUAUCAGUCCUAACUUCAGGGACCUGCUGUCUGUGGUCUACCUAUCCCAAAGGGCAGAGCUCUCGGUUCGACUGGACAUCAGUCGCAAGCUCUUCCACCUGAUCCACUCCCACGGGGACUACCUCAGGCAGCUGGCCCGGCAGCCCGGCUGGCAGGACGUGCUCACCAAGCUCUACGUCAAGGAGUCCUACGAGUCCCACGCAGCGAGCCUGGGGGGCUCGGGCACCCACGGGUCCCUGGACGCCCCAGGGGCCCACCCCCCGCUGCGCAGGGACAUGGUGGACCAGGCAGACUCCCUGCCCAGCUACCGGGCCUCUAGGGACCAGUGCCUGGUCGAGGACCUCAAGGCAGACUCCCUGCCAAGCUAUCGGGCCUCCAGGGCCCAGGAGGCCGAGGAGUACAUAGAGGACCAUCAGGAGGACAUCUCAGAGAUAUCCUUCUCAGCCCUUUCCCUGGCACUCCUUCAUGAGGGUGACGGGGUUGACAGAGGUGGUGACGCCAAACUGAAGAGCUAUAGCGACCCCCUCGAUCAUAGCUGCGCUUCAUCUUUCUCCAACGCCGUUGACAUCCCUUCCCCUCUGCCCCGCGAGGAUGGUCUCUACCACCCCCUCUCCCCAUUCGGUGCCUCCCCCUUUGAGAUGGAUUUGGGCGGCAUAGGUGACACCGGCCCCGGGACCCUCACCCCCGGAGGCAGCCAAGCAGAAACCCCAUCCCCCCUGGAUCACAACAAGGCCUUCCCCCCCAUGACAACCAGGAAGAGCUCAAGUCUGUCAAACGUUCUUGAUGACACCAGCUAUGGAACCGACCCCCCCACGGCUGACACCAUCUCCAACAUGUCCAACCUCCAGCAGAGCCCUGAGGAGGAGCUGUGCAACCUCCUCACCAACAUCGUUUUCUCUGUGCUGUGGACGGGCAGCGCGGCCGAGGGCAUGGAGGACGUGGUGUGGAGGGAGAGGGGACAGGUCUUCUCGGUCCUCACCAAACUGGGCUCGUCCUGCCAACUGGUCCGUCCCCCGGAUGACAUCAAACGCAGUCUGCUGGAGAUGAUGCUGGAGUCGUCCCUGUCGGACCUGAGGGAGUCCCAGGGGGUCUCUCUGCCCUUCUGCCCCAGCCUUGUGCGCCUGCUCCGCUUGCUGCAGGACUUCCUGUUUGCCGAGGGCACGGACAACCAUGCGCUGUGGAGUGAGAAGAUCUUCGAGGGGGUGGUGAACCUGCUGGACAGGUUGAAGGCCUGGCACAGCAGCGGCCCCGGCAGCACGGAGCUCCGCGAGAUGGCCCGCAUCGGCCUGCGCAUCAUCACGGGCUACAUCCAGCAGCAGCACCCCCAGGUCUUCGUGAUGGCCUGUGUGAAGCUGCACAGCCUGCUGCAGACGGUGCUGUGUCUGAGCUGGGAAGAGGUCUGCUUCCUGCUCGGCCACUUGGGCGCCCCCCUGUGGCCAGCGGGUUCAAAAGACUGCAGCGACGACAACAGGAGCUCAGAGAUUUUCUCUCAGCUGGUGCCCAUCGUGCGGACCCUGCUGGACCAGCACGCCGACCCUGUCAGCCUGCAGAGCCUGCUGCCCAACCUGCCUCCCACCAACGGCAGCCCCAGCUUUGCCCAUGACCUGCAGGCCUUCUGCCACACAGUGGAGUGGCAGAGCUUCUACCAGCACCAGGUCAAGCCAGUCAUGGAGCAGUAUGAGCUGGACACGCUGGGAAGGAGCCAUGACAUCAUGUCAAACUUCUGGAACUCCUGCUUCGACGACCUGAUGAACACGGCCUUCACGCGAGACAAGGACAAAUCAGACAGCAAGCACAAGUUCCAGGAAGCAGUCGUGGAACCCUAUUGGAAGAGAGUGCGCUCUGAGAACAGCAGGUACCUCAACCAACAGAAGCACAGCUCCAGCCAGCAGGGGGUGGUGUGGCGCCACUGGAAGUGUCAGCGCAGGCUCCUGACCAGCGAGAGAGGAGCUUGGGCCUACAAGGUUCAGCCUCAGAUCAACUGGAAGCUGUCGAGCGCGGAGACCUACUCAAAGAUGCGUCUCAAAUUGGUGCCCAACUACAACCAUGACACGCACAGCGAGGCCAGCGCCCUGAGGGACAACAUGGGGGCCGACAGCCCUCACAGCUCUGACCUCCUGACCCUGGCUGUGGCCAAGGAGGUCAAAGUGAGCGACAUGGAGGACGACCAGUUGGGGGACGAGGAUGUCAUCUUCUGGGACAACAAGGGUGAGGAGGAGAGCGAAAAGGAGAAGCUGGUCCUGUCGGAGGACUGUGAGCUCAUCACCAUCACAGCGGUGGUCUCGGGUCGUCUGGAGGUCACCACACACCACCUCUACUUCUACGACGGCAGCAGCGAGAAGGAGGAGACUGAAGAUGGGAUCGGCUUUGACUUCCGGAGGCCCCUAUCCCAGCUGAGGGAGGUCCAUCUGAGGCGCUACAACCUGCGGCGGUCCGCCCUGGAGCUCUUCUUCAUAGACCAGGCCCACUACUUCAUCAACUUCAGGAAGAAGGUGCGGAAUAAGGUCUACUCUAGAAUCCUUGGGCUCAGACCUCCGAAUCUUUUCUACUUUGGUUCUCGAUCGCCCCAGGAGCUACUGAAGGCAUCCGGCCUCACGCAGAAAUGGGUGUACAGGGAGAUUUCCAAUUUUGAGUAUCUGAUGCAGCUGAACACCAUCUCUGGGCGCACAUACAACGACCUGUCCCAGUACCCGGUGUUCCCCUGGGUUCUCUGUGACUACACCUCUGAGGUCCUGGACCUGGAGAACCCGGCAGUGUUCAGGGACCUGUCCAAACCCAUCGGGGUGGUGAACGCUCGCCACGCCCAGAAUGUCAGAGAGAAGUAUGACAGUUUUGAAGACCCCACGGGAACCAUGGAGAAGUUCCACUACGGCACGCAUUACUCCAACCCGGCCGGGGUCAUGCACUACAUGAUCCGCAUGGAGCCCUUCACCACGUUGCACGUCCAGCUGCAGAGCGGCAGGUUUGACUGUGCCGACCGGCAAUUCCACUCGGUGGCGGCGGCCUGGCAGGCACGCAUGGAGAGCCCUGCCGACGUCAAGGAGCUGAUCCCGGAGUUCUUCUACUUCCCGGAGUUCAUAGAGAACAUGAACGGGUUUGACCUGGGCUGUCAGCAGCUCUCUCAGGACUCGGUGAACAACGUGCUGCUGCCGCGCUGGGCCACGUCCAGAGAGGACUUCAUCAGGAAGCACCGGAAGGCGCUGGAGAGUGAACAUGUGUCAAGUCACCUCCAUGAGUGGAUAGACCUGAUCUUUGGCUUCAAGCAGAGGGGAGAGGAAGCAGAAAAAGCCCUGAAUGUGUUCCUCCACUACACAUAUGAGGGGGCGGUGGAUGUGGAUGCUAUCCCCAACGAGACGGAGCGUAAGGCCCUGGAAGGAAUGAUCAACCACUUCGGCCAGACCCCGUGUCAGCUCCUGAAGGAGCCCCACCCUCAGCGCAUGACAGAGGAGAACGUGGCCAGACGCCAGGCGCGCAUGGACCCCUCGCCCCCCAACCUCUUCGAGCAGCUGGACAAACUGCGUUCUUUUGUGGAGGUGGUGAGUGACGGCACCCCUCUGGUCCAGGCGGUCGUCCCUAAGAACCAGACACGUUCUAUCAUCAUCCAGGGCUCGGACGUCCUGGUGACGGUGAGCGCCAACGCGCUGGUCGGGACCCACAGCUGGCUGCCCUACGAUAAGAACAUCAACAACUACUUCACCUUCACUAGGGACCCGACUGUCACCAACCCCAAGACCCAGCGGUUCCUGAGCGGGCCCUUCUCCCCCGGGCUGGACAUCAGCUCCCGGGUGCUGGUGGUGUCCAACGACGGGCGCCUGCUGUUCAGCGGUGGGCACUGGGACUGCAGCCUGCGCGUCACCCAGCUGGCCAGGGUCAAGCAGCUGGGCCGCAUCGUCCGCCACAUUGAUGUUGUUACGUGCCUGGCACUGGAUCUCUGUGGCAUCUACCUCAUCUCGGGCUCCAGGGACACCUCCUGCAUGGUGUGGCAAGUCCUCCAGCAGGCGGGCUUCUCAAGUGGGAUCUCUCCCCGGCCGGUGCAGGUGCUCUGUGGACACGACAAGGAGGUCACCUGCGUGGCCAUAAGCACCGAGCUGGACAUGGCCGCCUCAGGGUCAAAGGACGGCACGGUCAUAGUGCACAGUGUGCGUCGAGGCCAGUUCCUGCGGACCCUGCGACCCACUGGGGACAGCGCUGUGCCUGCCCACAUCUCUCAGCUCCUGGUGGGCACGGAAGGACACAUAGUGGUGCACACAGCCCUGGAGGGACGACAGACAGCAAAGGGGAGCUUCUCCCUGUUGGUGUACUCAGUGAACGGCCGCCUGCUGUCCAGGGUGGUCCUGGAGGAGGAGGUGACCGCCCUCCACCUAGUCUCAGACUAUGUCAUCCUGGGCACCUUGCAGGGAAACCUACAAAUACGACAUCUAUCCAGCCUGGAUGUGGUGGUGGCCCCUCUGGCCCUGAAGCUGCCUGUGAGAAGUGUGUCUGUGACCAAGGAGUGCAGCCACAUCCUGGUGGGCCUGGACGACGGCAAGCUCAUUGUGGUGGGUUCCGGCAAGCCAGAGCAGGUGCGUUCCGGGCAGUUCUCCCGGCGCCUCUGGGCCUCCACGCAAAGGAUCACCCAGGUGUCGGCGGGGGAGACGGAGUAUAACCCCAGUGAGCAUGCUGGGAUAUGAGACACCCUCCACCUAUAUGAGUGGGGCGGUUUGCGGGAGGUUGGUGGUUGUCGCUCUGUGGAUACUGUCUGCUGGUGGGAAGCCCAUCCAAGGGGCUGACAAGAAGAUCCCUGACAUUCUCCCCAGCCCUAAGCCCCCAGUUGCCUGCCUUUUAUUUAUUUUUAAGAAAGCAACGAAAAAACACUUGGCACUUUUUAUUCUAACUGAAGUGAGAACAAUGUUGAAGUCUCAUCUCCUCCCUUUGCUGAACCACAUACCAUUCCAAAGAGCUUAACGCGGUAGCAGAGGCUAAACUGAGCUGUUGACACAAAAGUUGAGUCACAUUGAGAGGGACCUCGCACUUAGACCAGCUCAGACUACAGACAGACAGACAGGACUCCGACUCUACAGACAGGCAGACAGGACUCCGACUCUACAGACAGGACUCAGACUCUACAGACGGACAGACAGGACUCCGACUCUACAGACGGACAGACAGGACUCCGACUCGACAGACAGACAGGACUCGGACUCUACAGACAGGAUUCGACUACAGACAGGACUCCGACUCUACAGACAGACAGACAGGACUCGGACUCUACAGACAGAUAGUACGCAGACUCAGACUCUCUACAGACAUUCCUCAGACUCUACAGACAAACAGACAGUACUAAGUCUCUCGACAGACAAACAGGACUCAGACUCUACAGACAGGACUCAGACUCUACAGACACAGACAGUACUCAGUCUCUCAACACAGACGGGACUCACUCUACAGACAGUACAGAGCUUUUAAUGAUAACUUUUUGAACUUCUCCCUCUCUCUCUGGUUUGAAGAACUGUUUGCCUUUUAUCUUCUUCUACUUCUUGGGAAGUAGAAUCAAAAUAAGUAGGAAAAAACAGACCUUGGAAAACAAUAUUGGCCAAAGGUUCCUCCCCGUCGCUCAUUACGGCCGAUUAUAAUUUUUUCUUUGUAUUGGGGGGGCCAUAGCAAUGUAAAGAAUAUACUGUAAAGCAAUAUCUUUUUUGUAGUUGGGUAUGUAAAAACCUUUUAAACAUUCAUGUGGAUCUCCUAUCGCCUUAACAUUUGAGCUCAAUCCUAAUGUUCACGUUUGAAUGCUACGUACUGAUGGAAGCCUUGUUACAUCGGGAAAUUAAGACCUUUGGCAUAUGUAAUUUGGAAACACACCAGAGCAGCAGCUCAGUUAGAAAUAAUAAGACAACAGUCCUUUCUGCUCGUCUCACUCCUCUGUGUCCAUGUGGCUCCAUAGAAGAUGUUGAACUGUUAGCUGUUAACAUGUCUCUUGAUUGCUUUUGCUUUGGUAUAAUCUCUGGUUGCCUGUAAGGCGUAUGUGCCUGUACAGUACUGAUAUUAUUCCUGUUACUUGUGAAGCACUGAAGUCAUUGUUUUGAGAGUUGAUGGCUGUGAAACACAUGGGCAGAAAGCCUUUGAGUGAACAACACAGGAAUGCACUUCCUGCCAACCCCUCCGCUGAGGUUGGAGACAGUCGGCUUUAUGCACUGUCUCUCUCACACACACACACGCGCACGCACGCACACACACACACAGUUGCCAGAAGACAUGGUGUGAACAGGAAAAGGCUAAGGCCCCGUCCACAUGGAGCCGAUUUUAGUAAAACCGCAGGUCAUGUGCGUUUGGGCCGACCGUCCAGGCGGAUCCGGUGCCCGAAAACACACUUUUCUGAAACCAGGUCCCAGGUUGGAUUCAAAUAAAAACGGUCCUAUGGGGUUUCAUAUUUGGAUUCGUGUGUACGCCUGAAACGCAAACGAUGACUUCAUCGGCCCCCACCAGCUGGGCGACGUUAGAGUAGCUUUGAACGAUCUUUUCCCCUCCGUUUUCAUUUUUGUCGCCCGAGUUCUGUCGCGCGACAAAUCAGGAACAGAACUGCAGGGAACGGUUGGCCGGUUGAACGCUGAUUGGCUGUUACGUAACAUAUGUCACUCAGUGUGUCACGUCAAAGUUUAAAUAUUUGAACUCCAGCGAAUUUGUCGAGCUACAAAUCCUGGUGAACGCGCUUGCCUGUGCAGGGCAAAAGUGUGGCGCGACAAAUCAAAAAUCUACAAAAAUAAUACAAAUAAAAAAAUUCAAUACAACUCUACGUCGUCUAGCUGGUUGGGUGGGGAGUUGGCAAUGACGUCAUCGUUUGCGUUUCAGGCGUCCACCAGCGAAUUUCGUUAACACGAAACCGCAUAGCUCCGGUUUUAUUUGAAACCACCCUUGGACAUGGUUUCACAAAAGUGCGGCUUCAUUUACCGGAUCCGCCGGCUCCGUCUCGACGGUCGGCCCAAACGCACAAGGCUUAUGCGGCUUCACCAAACAACCGGCUCCGUGUGGACGGGCCUUAGUGAGAAAGCAUUAGCCUACACUGUUUUACAUGUUGAAAGAUUGGUUUUCUAUACAUGCGUUCUAAGUCAUGAGCACAUUUCGUUUACAGAAGAUGAACUAAUUAAAAUCCUCUGGCCGCGGAGCGAUAGUAUUUUAUUGCGCAAGUAUGAGUGUGUUUUAUGGCAUUGCGCUUUUAUUGUGUAUCAUUGGUUGUUUUGGUUUGCAGCCGAGAUGAGUUUUACGGUUAUACUGAAAUUGUAUUUCAUUCAUGACCAAUGUGGUUUGCAAAAACAUUUUGCUAUCAUUGUUGACCUGAAUAUCUUUAUUUAAAGAAUUUCAAUGAUAUAUACAUUAACAAUUGUUACAAUAUGAAUUGAGCCAUAUACGUGUGGUCAACACUGCCUUGUCCUUGGACCUGUACCCUUAACCACAGUCUGGCAUUUGUAUUGUUUUUUAAGAAAUGUAAAAUACAUAUGCAUUUUAUGCAGUCCACCUGCUUGGUUCACUGUACUUGACCUUAACCCAGUGUGGGUUUCACCAGACAUGACCUUAACUGAGUGGUCGUUGGCCAGCUGUUUCUAAGUAACUAUUUGACAAAGUAGUCUGCCUGUUUGUGUGUAUGUGGUGCUGGUCGUCAGUAAUAGUGGCCUCUUCAAAAUAAGAAAAGUUCCUCCCCCCCCCCCCCCCCCCCCCCCCCAUCAUCUCGUUCUGUGAACCUCGUUGGGAGUGAGCUGACACGUAGAUGGGGCUUCCAGCCCGCGCCCUGAGCCCCAAUUCCUUCCCUGUGUGUUUGUGGAUAUGCAUUAAUCUCACUCAAAGUUGAGGAGGUCACCCCAGGCAACGGCCAUUGACUUUAAUAGGGGGGGGGCCCUUUGAAGUCCCGGCGGGCCCAUAUCCUGCCGGCCCCCUGUAAACACCUCCAGGGGCCAAGGGCCUUUGUGUCUAAGGCAGAAUAACCUGAAGGGAUGAGGAGUGAUGAUACCAGCCUGCAGACCCCACGUCAAUACAGGAGAACAAAGAGUAGAGGGGGGGUAUACAACAUACAGUGUGUACUGUGGGGACACAGCCUCUGAAGUCAGCCCUGUUGACAACAGUAGGAGGGGCCGACACCUUGUCCUGGGUUAUUGGUGUCUCCCCUGGUCUCCAGGGCAGACGGGGCGACUGAUACCAGUGUUGUUUGAGUUGUUCCUGUCAACAAACCACAACAACCUUCAAACAGUUCCCCAAAAUCCCCUACCCCUCCACACCCCUCUCAUGUGUACCCUUGUCUUCUUAAGGCCAGGAUUCCAAGGUGCCUUCUUGUUCUCUGCUUGUUUCUCUUGUCUUCUCUUGUUAAACGUUGCUGAUAGUUCUCAGUGAGUAGCGAGGUCUCCAGUAAUACUCUAUGCAGUCCAGCGGAGGAAACCCACCUUUUUAUUUGUGUUUCAGUUUGAUGUGUGCACUAGAUGUAUUGAUGAUUGAUACUAUGUUUGCAAUAAAAAAGUAUAAUUAUAUCAUAAUCGUAAUAUUUUGUCUUUGUCAACUAUGCCAAGUGGUUUGUUUUGCUGUAAUAUGAAAGGCUGUGUCUGCUUUCAGGUAGAAAGGAACGUUACAUACCAAGAUGUAUUUUAUGACUGAAUAUUCCCUCAUAUGUUGCAUAUGAACAUAUACUUUAUGACUGACUGAAUAGUUCUAAAACACCGUACCCUGUCUCUUCCAGUGGGGGCUUUGAAGUGAUGCUUCUAUUGUCCUCUGAGAUCUCUCCAUUUGUUUCCCUAUGAAGUAAGCAGACCCCCUGCAAGGCUUUCUUUGGAAUGCAACUGGUAUGGAAUUCACCCCGCUUCUCUAUGCCCCUAAAAGAGCGGAGACCAACACUGAACUGAACUCACCUUGUGACUUCUGUGACUGCUAAUAGAAAGAAAAAAAUGUAAUACCAUAUUGGAUAUAAUUGAAUAUACUGUACAAAUGUGUGCGAGUGUGUAUAUUUAUA
Messenger RNA from Gadus chalcogrammus (walleye pollock), 20522 nucleotides. It is a transcript of the gene nbeal2, whose product is annotated as neurobeachin-like 2. NCBI's taxonomy places the organism in Eukaryota, Metazoa, Chordata, Actinopteri, Gadiformes, Gadidae. Gene Ontology annotation, cellular component: membrane; cytosol. Gene Ontology annotation, biological process: intracellular protein localization. The record is from RefSeq and is a predicted model, not a curated record. The transcript has 55 exons. Gene Ontology annotation, molecular function: protein kinase binding. Bases 7786 to 16227 code for a protein of 2813 amino acids.